Chara braunii is the source of this 2766-nucleotide messenger RNA. The record is from the annotation of a GenBank genome assembly. NCBI's taxonomy places the organism in Eukaryota, Viridiplantae, Streptophyta, Charophyceae, Charales, Characeae.
GGCUUUUGGCAAUUCAUUUUCGCGUGACCGCGUUCGUGGCCAACCAAGUGUUGCAGCGCUGAAAGUCUACAGCGGUACCUGAGACUUCAGCUAGUAGCUUCAGUUGAGACUUCUUGUGGACAUCCCAGUAUGGGGACUGCGCGGGCAGCAUCCUUCUAUUAUGAGGAUCCUGACCCGGAUCAGGAACCGGAGCAGUAUGAGCUUCAGGCUAUUGCUGCUUUUUUGUUUCAUCUAAAAGAACAAAAGCGAAGCAGAUCUGAUAUCAUCCUACUUCGGCUCCUGAUCAACCACAGCCGGAUCAAAGGGCUGCUGGACUGUGGAGCCACCAGGAACUUAAUGUCUCCCAGUGCAGUUAAGAAACUGCAUCUGGGCAUGAAAGUUAUGCAGCUGCAGCAACCACUGCAGGUCAGGAUAGGAGACUCCACUGUUCUUACCAUCAGGGAGAAGGUUAGGGGCAUCCCUGUUACCUUCGACAGCGCUGGAGAAGUCAGACAUAGUCUGAACUUCUACAUCUUCCCUGACUUACCCUUUGAUCUGGUAUUCUCCAUGCAGUGGCUGAAAGCAGUCAACCCAAGGAUCGACUGGCAGAUCCCCAAGGUUGAGCUGCCUGACAGCAAGGGGGUGUAUCAGCCAUGCAUGAUUGCUGCUGAACACCACCCUAAGACUUCAUGCUUCUGCCUGAGAGCGAGGGAGUUUUAUGCUCUCUCUCGCCAGUAUGACCAUGAGCAUCUGUUCCUAGCUCUGGUCAAGCAAACAGACGUUCCCACUGUUGUCUGUCCUCCUGAGAUACAGCAGGUAGUUGACCAGUAUGCUGAUCUGAUGCAGGAGCCCAUUGGACUACCCAACAAGCCAACCAAGCAUCACAUCGAGCUGCUGCCUGGAGCGGUCCCUCCCAAGGGCCGCAUCUACAGGAUGUCCCCUGCUGAGCUUGAGGAGCUCAGAAAACAGCUUGAGACCCUGACCAGCAAAGGCUGGAUCAGACCCAGCACAUCUGAAUUCGGUGCACCUGUUCUCUUUGUGCCCAAAGGGAACGGCGAGUUCAAGAUGUGCAUUGACUACAGGGGUCUCAACAAGAUCACUAGGAAGAGCACUGAGCCACUUCCUAGGAUCGAUGACCUGCUGGACAUGGUCCAGGGAUGUACGAUCUUCAGCAAAGUCGACCUCAAAUCUGGCUACCGCCAGACUGAGAUGGCUGAGGAGGACGUCUACAAGACAGCCUUCAAGACCAGAUAUGGUACUUACGAGUAUCUGGUUAUGCCAUUUGGACUUUGCAAUGCACCUGGCACGUUCCAGACAGAGAUGCACCGCAUCUUCAGGCCUUACCUGGAUAAGUUUAUGGUUGUCUACCUGGACGAUAUCCUGGUAUUCAACAAAACUACCAGGGAACAUGCGGAGCACCUGGCUCUCGUUCUUCAGUCGUUACGUGACAGCCAGUAUAAGAUUAACAAAGAAAAGUCCUCUUUUGGGCUUCCCUCUGUUAUCUAUCUGGGUCAUGUAAUCUCUGGAGAUGGUCUGGCUCCUGAAGCAGCCAAAAUUGCUGCUAUUCAGGAGUGGCCACAACCUCAGACAGUGAGAGAUGUUCGGUCCUUCUUGGGUUUGGCCGCAUACUACAAGAAGUUCGUCAGGAACUUUUCUGCAGUGGCUACACCCCUGACUAACCUCACAAAGAAAGAUACUCCCUUUCUUUGGUCCCUUCACUGUCAGAUGGCCUUCGCACGACUCAAACAGGCCUUGACUCGUGCCCCUGUAUUGAAGCUACCUGACCCCACUUUGCCUUUUGUCCUGACUACUGACGCCAGUCAGUAUGGCAUUCGGGCAGUACUUCAACAGGAUGAUGGGAAUGGUCUACGGCCCGUGGAGUACAUGAGCAAGAAGAUCAAGACCCAAAAGCUUCAGGACUCCACCUACGAGAAAGAGUUGUAUGCUCUUGUCAGUGCCCUAAAGCAUUGGAAGCACUUUCUCCUGGGAAGACACUUCAAGAUCUUCUCAGAUUAUUCCACCCUGCAGUGGUUGAAGUCCAAAGGAGAGUUGAAUGACAAGCUGGCACGAUACAUUCAGUUCAUUGACAUGUUUGACUUUGAACUGAAGCAUAAGAAGGGCUGCUACAAUAAGGUAGUUGAUGCCCUCUCUCGUAGGCUUGACUCUUUUGCAUUGAUCUCCUCUACUCACUCCUUUGGAGAGGAGACCCGUCAGACCAUUGCUCGCUUACUGCCUCAGGACCCGACUUAUGGACCCAUUGUCAAGAACUUGCAAGCUGAUCCCAAUUCUGAACUUGGCUAUGUGAUGAGUUCAUAUCUGCUGUAUACCUACAGCAGAGGGGAGGAGCGCUUAUGCAUUCCUAAGCAUCAACAACUUAGGACACUGCUGAUGUCAGAGUGCCAUGAUGCGCGUGGACACUUUGGGUUCUUAAAGUCAUAUGCAGCCCUGUCGCAGCGCUUCUUCUGGAAGGAGAUGCGGAGUGAGAUGUUGCGCUAUGUGGAAACCUGUGAGCUAUGUCAGAGGAACAAGGUUCAGCGGAAACCUCCUCUAGGACUGCUCAAACCCCUACCCAUACCUGAUGGUCCUGCUCAGUCUGUGUCCAUUGACUUUACAGACUUAGGCAAGACCACCCCUCGUGGCAUGCGUGGACAGGUUCUCCAAAUACGCAGAGUUCAUCCCCUUACCAGAGGUGGCGAGGGUCCCGGCUGUGAGAGCAGCCUUUUCUGAGAGGUGGGUCACUCACCAUGGGCCGCCCACUUCCAUCGUCAGUGACCGAGAUCCCCGAUU